Ochotona curzoniae (black-lipped pika) is the source of this 1582-nucleotide messenger RNA. RefSeq names its product phosphatidylinositol glycan anchor biosynthesis class X (gene PIGX). NCBI's taxonomy places the organism in Eukaryota, Metazoa, Chordata, Mammalia, Lagomorpha, Ochotonidae. Gene Ontology annotation, biological process: GPI anchor biosynthetic process. Gene Ontology annotation, cellular component: endoplasmic reticulum membrane. The coding region runs from base 1 to 1338 and encodes 445 amino acids. The transcript is spliced from 7 exons. The record is from RefSeq and is a predicted model, not a curated record.
AUGGAUGAGCCCGAGUUGGCCCUAGAAGCGAUCAACAGGGCCUUUCCUCUUUAUCGGUGCGGCGACGUCCACCCCCACGGCCGCACACAGGGACACCCGCGUCGCAGUCGAGGCCCGAAGCUGCAGGAAGAGGCCACCACCCCACGGCCUCCGUGUCCGCACCGUGGAGCGAGCCUCCUCCAGGGUCGGCGUGCCCACAGCCCGCAGCGCAGGCGGAAGCCGGCGGGCAGCGUCGCGGCGUGCGGGAUUCAAGGUCCAAACCCCAGCCCAGCCGUUCCCACAGCAACAGCCCGGGACGCACGUCACCACGCCGGCGUCGCUCCUCGCCCCGCCCCCGGGGCCGUGAACGCACGAAAAAGGGCCCGGUGCCCCCGCCUCACCGCCUCACCGCCUCGCGCGAGGCUGGAACUUCCGAGCGCGGGAGCCGCGGGUAGUGCGGGGGAAGACACGGCGCGCGGGCGUGCGGGCGUGCCGAGCUUCAGGCCUAGUCAGCUGCCGGCUGCUUCCUCGGCCGGCGCCUCGCUCCCGCGCGCCCCUCUCGGGCGGGCGUCCUGCGGCGUCCUGGCUGCUCCGGUCUGGGCUGUCUGGGCGGUCGCUUGGCUGCUGCUGGGCGCGGCGGUGGAGCUCGGCCGCACGGCAGCCGCGACCUCCGCUGACGGCGCUCCCACGGACGGUAUAAGGGCCACAUGUUCUGAAAUUAUUGUAAAGCAAGAAAUUUUGAAAGAUGGUUUCCACAGAGACCUUUCGAUAAAGGUGAACUUUGGAGAAAGUGGCGAGGACUUACAGCCCUGCCGACUAUUAAUUAAACAGCACAUCCCGACAGGACUUCUUGUGGAUCCGUACGAAUUGGCUUCAUUACGAGAGAAGAACAUAACAGAGGCAGUGAUGGUUUCAGAAAAUGUUGAUAUAGAAGCUCCGAACUAUUUGUCCAAGGAAUCUGAAGUUCUCAUUUCUGCCAGACGAGAUCUCCAGUGCAUGAACUGUUUCCAGGCCUUUGUGCCUGUGCACUGCCGCUAUCACCGGCCACACGGUGAAGUCGGAGAGGCCUUGAUCAUGCUCAGGAACCCAGAUUUGCUGAUGCGCUGUGACCAAGAGUUCCCAAUUUUGAGAUGCUGGGCUCAGUCGCAAGUGGCAGCUCCUUGUGCUUUGAAGAAAGAGGAUAUUUGCCAGUGGAAAAAUAUGAAGUACAAAUCAGCAUCUAAGAAUGUGACUCUGCAGGUCCCGGUGGGAGUGGCCAUUCAUACCCCUUUAGUGUGUUUUGUGACUCUGUUUGUUACUGUCCUGUGUUCUAUGCUGAUCCUUGUAACUGUUUUCAAGCAUGGCCAUUUUUCCCUUUAAGUUUCAUAUGGUAAAAUGCUUUCUUUAAAAUUUAAGAACCACUCACUGAUGACUAGGGGUAUUGGACUAGACCAGGCUUGCUACUUUUGCUUUUGUCUUUAGCUAUGACUAAAAUUGUGUUUACAAAAGAAAAUUUGGGAUCAUUUUCAGCUAAUUGCAAAAUCCCAUGCCCUAUUGUAUUGAAUAUUGACAAAUCUAAAUAUCAACUGCCAGAACAGGAAACUUUAUUUUAUUAAAUUAGAAU